UGACGCCCGCCCAGUGUCGUUGCGGGCAGCAGUCAGGCCGUCGCCGCCGCGCACUUUGCACGUCUCGGAAGGACCGUUGCACCCGUUUAAGCUUUUUACGUACGUCCCGUGUAACCGCCGCGAAUUCGUUUAAUAUCUUCGGAUGGACGCGAGUUAUAAAAACUAUGGGGAGUUACCUUUAUGUCUUUGAUUAAAUGAUAUUGUCGUCCAUCAUGGAAGGGUUUCUUCAUCAUAUGGCGCCGCAGUUCCUGCACCCAGCGCUGCAGAGCUUCGGCUGUGGUGCGUUUCGGCCGAUAGGGGGCGCCUUUCACCCUCUGUACCCUGGGAAGGCCUUCGCGAGGCAUCUUGGUGAACAGUACGCGCUUGGACAAAGCGUGGGACAGGCUUUGAGGAAUGUUCGCGACGACAGCAGCACCCCGCCGCUGUACCGCCACGGGUAUGCAGCGAGAGACGACACCAGCUCACCAGGGUCUGCAGCGUCAGCCUCGCCAAGACCCUGCAAGGAUGAUGACGCGCCGCCCACGGCUACCUGCACUGACUCCCAUGAUUUCUUCUCUCCGGAUGGUGAGCGCAAGUCGUCGUGUGGAGUGUGUGGUGCUCGGCUCGGACCUGGCGUGGCGCAGGCUCACUUUCUUCAAGAGCUUCAGCACCUGUAUAGCUUGAGCGCCCUGCCGAGGGACACCGCAGCACCGCCUCAGCACUCGCUGCAUCAUCAGGAUGAAGAUGCACGCUGGGAGACGUACCAGCGGAUCCGCGCAAACCGGCAGCGUCGGCUAAAGCUGCGAACACGCAAACGCCACCACACGGUGGAGAGCAUGCUGGGGUAUGACCUGGACGAGGAGCGCCGAGAGGAGCGGCCCCGGGAGCCCCGGCCGUAUGACGCGGAGGACGAGCCGGUGGAUGUGGAGGGAGACUCGCUGGGGUGGCCGGAGGCGGCUAUCAAUGUUGACGAAAAAGAGCCUCGCAGUGAGGGCGAGAAGCUGCACAUCAGCUACGCUGAAGACCUGGAGAUCUCCAGCACCAACGAUGCCAUGCAGUCACCAGAACGCGUGAGGAUUGAGACUCCAAAGUCCAUUUCUUUGGAGUGUCCGCCCAAAGCGGCGGAGAGCGUGGACAGGCCGGCGGAGGUGUCCACUUCGGAGCCCUGGGGCGGGGCCGGAGCACCCACUGCAGCUGCCGACGCCUGGCCGGCCCUGGCUGCGGAGGCCUAUAUCCAGGCAGCUCGCCACAAGCUUGAUGGCGAAAAUCUGCCAUCUUCAACUGAUACUCGCAAUUAAGCGUACCUAUUUACGUUUCGUUGGGGUUUCAGACUAGUGUAACCCUCGUAAAAGCACGCCUAGACCCACCUUAAUCUGUCAAAUUUCUUCAAUAGAUUUUCAACCUUAUCACAACAAUGAAAAGUGUAUAUUUGAUUGGUAACAUUUCACAGAUCCGGUUACUUGACCAGCUCAUAAAUUCCUAUUAGCGCGAGAUUCUUUAACUUAUGGAGACACAUACCUACAGGUACACGAAUAUGAGAGAUGUGCGUGUGUCUUUGCGGAUAUUUGCGGUUAAGUCCAUUUGCGGAUAUUCGCGGAUAAAGGACUAGUCUGAAAUCUACCUAUGUUUGUAUUCGCCCUUUUGUCUUCUACCAUUCGAUGUGAAUUCAGUGUUUAGCAUUCUACUACAGAGUAGUGUUGUAACGCAAUUAGAAAAUUGGUUAUCGAUAGUUUUAGAGUCAGCGUCGGAUCUUUGGAUAAUACUGUUAUAGGUACAACGUAUUAAUAAAGAUUACGUCUGAAUAUUCCAAAAAAGUUUUAUAAUCAAUCUUCUAACUCUGCAAACUGUUUAGUGAAAUAUUUUAUUACUAGUUAAAUAGAAAAUAUUCAUAUCCGAAAGUCUUAUUUGUAGGUUCAACACAUAUUUAUUGUCAGGUGGAAUUCUGAAUCGCUUUUCCAUGUUAGAACCAUAUGUAAGCUAGUGUUUUGCUUUAUCGAUAAUUUGUAUACUACUCGAUUUAUUUAUUGAAAGAAAUUGAUUUUGAAUUUCCCGCAACUUUGAUCUGUUUCCAAUAGGUAAUUUAUUAUGUAACGCAUACCAAAGAUUUUUUGUCACCAUUGCUAUGUAGUAAUUGUUUUAUUAAUCGAAUAAUUUGCGAUAGAAAAUCGAGACUAGGUUUCGUCACCAUAUGAAUAAGGAUGUAGCAUUAGUAUUUAUUUCAUGUAGUUCAACAACACUAUUAUAUCGAUAUAUUGUAAAUUAUGUCGGAAGCCACUCAAUCCAUUAGCGGCAUACCAGAUCUAUUAGAUGUAUAGAUCGUAAAUAGGUACUUAAUUAGCAAGUAUUACACGAACAUCUAGGUAUAUUUAAGAUUAACUUUUAAUAUAAUAAGAUAUUGUUAUUUAUUUCCGUGUAAAUAGAAUUAAAAGUUACGUCUAUUUUAACGAGCAACUUAAAUGUUAUGUUCGCCAACGAUUAAAUUAUCGAUCUGAAUUUAAUGUAUUUAACUAAUUUAAUAUGUGUAUCUAAAAUAAGUAUAGUAAUUAUUGUAAAUUGACUUCAUUGUUGUUAACUAUGUGUACAUAAUAAAUGUGUCAAAUUGUUUCAUGUUAUAAAAAUAUCAUAUCGAUAAAGUGCAUAGAGAUGCAUCACUAGAGUUAGGCAUUGUGUAUAUUAUUCGUAAAUUAACUAUUAUGGAUAUCUAGUAAUUACUAUUUACAAUUGCAUGCCUAGAUGUAUGUUCACGUUGCUUUGUAGAACUCAUUUAUCUUCAAACGUUACUAUUUUUUUUAAACGAAUUAAUAAAAACAAAUAGAAAAGUCAACAAAUCGUA
This is a messenger RNA of Helicoverpa armigera (cotton bollworm), 2812 nucleotides long. RefSeq names its product protein Teyrha-meyrha (gene tey). The transcript is spliced from 8 exons. The coding region runs from base 195 to 1277 and encodes 360 amino acids. Gene Ontology annotation, biological process: protein ubiquitination. Gene Ontology annotation, molecular function: ubiquitin protein ligase activity. The record is from RefSeq and is a predicted model, not a curated record. Lineage: Eukaryota; Metazoa; Arthropoda; Insecta; Lepidoptera; Noctuidae.